AUGAAGAAACGAAAGACAAAAGAUGAGAACACAAAUCACAAGACCUAUUACAAAGGAGAAGAAGAGAAACCCAGUUGAGCUAAAAAGCCUCCGGUGACUAGACUCUCUCUCUCUCUCUGAAGCCUAAUAAUGGACCAAGUCCAGCACAAGUUCGUGGACGUAGGAGGACUAAAGCUUCAUGUAGCUGAGAUCGGAACUGGUCCUAACGUGGUGUUGUUCCUGCAUGGAUUUCCGGAGAUAUGGUAUUCAUGGCGCCACCAGAUGAUAGCUUUAGCAAAUGCUGGGUUUCGAGCCAUCGCGCCCGAUCACCGAGGAUACGGACUAUCCGACCCGCCGACCCAACCAGAUAAGGCUUCCUUUGCAGACAUUCUUACUGACCUCCUCAGUCUUCUCGAUGCCCUUCAAAUCGCUAAGGUUUUUCUUGUUGCAAAGGACUUCGGAGUUUGGCCUGCCUACCUUCUGGCAGUUCUCCACCCAGAGAGGGUCUUAGGGAUGGUAACAAUAGGAGUACCUCUCAAGCCAAAACGCUCUGCAUUCCAUCAAUACCUACCGGAAGGAUUCUACAUUUCAAGAUGGCGGGAACCCGGACGAGCAGAAGCUGAUUUCGGACGCCUCGAUGUUAAAACAGUUGUGAGGAACAUUUACAUCCUCUUCUCCAGAAGUGAAAUACCAAUGGCUGCUGAAAACCAGGAGAUCAUGGAUUUAGUAGACUCAUCUACUCCUCUUCCCCCUUGGUUCACAGAGGAGGAUCUCGCAACAUAUGGAGCUUUGUAUGAGAAAUCUGGAUUCCAGACUACAUUGCAAGUACCAUAUAGGUCAUCAGGUGACGACCCCAACAUAACAGAUCCAAAAGUUAAAGUACCAGUGCUUUUGAUUAUGGGUGGCAAAGAUUACAUCCUCAGAUUUCAAGGGAUUGAGGAUUACAUAAACAAAGGAGAGAUGAAAGAAUUGGUCCCCGAUUUGGAGAUUAAAUUUUUGCCUGAGGGAACCCACUUUGUUCAGGAGCAAUCACCUGAUGAGGUGAAUCAGCUGAUUCUCACCUUCCUUGCCAAGAAUGUUUGAUCAUGGAAAUCUCAACUACGGUUAUUGGCAUGUAGUUUGCCCAAAGUUUGGCCUGAGUUUUUAUGUGUGUAAAUUUCAAAUCUGAAGGACGGUAGUGUAAUAUCAAAUUCAAUAAUCAAGCAUUUCAAGUGUGAUAUAAAAAGCCUAAAACUCUCUGUUUCGUGUGGCGUAUAAUGUAUGUUUCCAAAUGCUAUAUGUCUGUGUACACAUUGCUAUCA
Messenger RNA from Quercus robur (English oak), 1280 nucleotides. RefSeq lists its product as uncharacterized. The transcript is spliced from 6 exons. Lineage: Eukaryota; Viridiplantae; Streptophyta; Magnoliopsida; Fagales; Fagaceae. Bases 130 to 1062 code for a protein of 310 amino acids. Gene Ontology annotation, molecular function: hydrolase activity. The record is from RefSeq and is a predicted model, not a curated record.